Molecule: messenger RNA, 2934 nt
Organism: Lynx canadensis (Canada lynx)
Lineage: Eukaryota; Metazoa; Chordata; Mammalia; Carnivora; Felidae
Gene: MTMR11
Product: myotubularin related protein 11
Exons: 17
Coding region: 234-2336 (700 amino acids)
Source: RefSeq, a predicted model, not a curated record
AGAGUCGACUGAAGUUUCCGAGGAGCCUCCUCUGGCUGGGUUGGACACACCUUUCAAGAGACCCCUAAUCGAGCUCCAAGCACCACAACCGCUCCUUACCCUAGUGCUGUCCCCCUGCCCCUCUCCCUCAUCUACCUCUUCUCAACUACAAGAUUCAGCCUCUCCCCAAAGGGCUUGAGCAUCCUAAAGGUUUCCCACCCUUCACGGCUCUGUCCACGGAUGGAGCCAGAGAAAUGUGGUGGGGGGGCCGGGGCCAGAGUUUCAACAUCGCCCCCCAGAAGGAGGAGCCAGAGAUGGGGCACUCUGGUCCAAAGUGUGUCCAGAGGACUGGGAUGCUGGAGCCCAGGAGUCGGCAGCUUGACGGUCACGUGGCCUCUGGAUGCCUCCCAGGGGAGCAGAUCCUAGCAUGGGCCCCAGGGGUGAGGAAGGGGCUGGAACCUGAAUUGCCUGGAACUCUGAUCUGCACCAACUUGAGGGUCACCUUCCAGCCUUGUGGAUGGCAGCGGAGUCAGGAGACUCCCCUGAGCAGCGAAUAUGAUUUUGCCCUGGUCAACAUUGGGCGAUUAGAGGCUGUGAGUGGCCUGUCCAGAGUCCAGCUCCUCCGUCCAGGGUCCCCACUUAAAUUUAUCCCUGAGGAGAUUCUCAUUCAUGGCCGAGACUUCCGGCUGCUCAGAGUUGCUUUUGAGGCUGGAGGACUAGAGCCUCAAGCCUUUCAGGUGACCAUGGCCAUUGUUCAAGCCAGAGCUCAGAAUAGUCAAGUUCAACAGUAUGCAGGGAUACCCCUGAGCAAGGCUGGCCAGAGUUCAGGGUCCAGAAAACCACCUGUUCCCCUCUUGGAGACAUCAGAAGACUGGGAGGCUGAGCGGAAAAAGCAGGGGGCCAGGGGCUGGAGGGUCAGCACCGUCAAUGAGAGGUUCGACAUAGCCACCAGCCUCCCCCGUUACUUCUGGGUCCCUAAGCGAACCCUGGACAGUGAAGUCAGGAGAGCCUUUGGCCACUUCCAUCAGGGCCGUGGACCGCGUCUGUCCUGGCAUCACCCUGGGGGCAGUGAUCUUCUCCGCUGUGGUGGCUUCUAUACAGCCAGCGACCCUAACAAGGAGGAUAUCAGAGCAGUGGAGUCGAUGCUUCAGGCUGGGCAUUCAGAUGUUGUCCUGGUGGACACCGUGGAUGAGCUGCCUAGUCUUGCAGAUGUCCAACUUGCCCACUUGAGGCUGAGGGCCCUCUGCCUGCCUGAUUCAUCUGCAGCUGAGGAGAAAUGGCUCUCAGCCCUGGAAGGAACACGAUGGUUGGAUUAUGUCAGGUCUUGUCUUCGAAAGGCCAGUGACAUCUCAGUCCUAGUGACAUCCAGGGUUCGCUCUGUAGUACUACAAGAGCGCGGUGAUCGUGAUUUCAAUGGCCUCCUCUCUUCACUCGUCCAGCUGCUUUCAGUCCCUGAAGCCCGAACACUGCUUGGCUUCCAAUCACUAGUGCAGCGAGAGUGGGUGGCAGCUGGACACCCCUUCCUGACCCGACUUGGGGUAACUGGAGCCAGUGAAGAGGCUCCAGUGUUUCUCCUCUUCCUUGAUUGUGUCUGGCAGCUCCUCCAGCAGUUUCCAGCUGAGUUUGAAUUCUCAGAGUUUUUCCUUCUUGCUCUUCAUGACAGUGCCAGGGUUCCUGACACCCUCACAUUCCUGAGAGAUACUCCCUGGGAGCGUGGAAAACAGGGUGGACAGUUCAACUCCUAUACACAAAUCUAUAACCCAGGGUACUGCCAACCCCCUGCUGGGAAUUCUGUUAACUCGCAGCUAUCUGUCUGGGACUGGGAUUUACGCUACAACAGUGAACAGAUACUACAAUUCCAUAAUCCUGGCUAUGACCCAGAACACUGCCCAGAUUCCUGGCUUCCCAGACAGCAGCCAAGCUUCAUGGUUCCUGGACCCCCCAGUUCUGUGUGGCUCUUCUCCAGAGGGGCCCUGACUCCCCUCAAUCAGCUCUGUCCUUGGCGGGACAAUCCUUCCCUGCUGGCAGUCUCUUCUCGUUGGCUCCCUCGAGCAGCUAUCUCCUCUGAAAGCCUGGCUGAUCAGGAGUGGGGGCUCCCCUCACAUUGGGGGGCUUGCCCUUUACCCCCGGGGUUGCUGCUGCCUGGAUAUCUGGGACCCCAGAUCAGGCUGUGGAGACGCUGCUACUUGAGGGGAAGGCCUGAGGUCCAGAAAGGCCUCUCAGCUCCCACAAUCUCUGGCCUCCAGGAUGAGCUAUCCCAUCUUCAGGAGCUUUUAAGGAAAUGGACACCAAGAAUAUCUCCUGAGGAUCAUUCCAAGAAAAGAGACCCAAAUACCAUUCUCUCCCAAUCCCGCUGAAAUUACUGUCUUUUUUUUUUAACCGACUGAGCGACCCAGGUGCCCCUUAAUUACUGUCUGUUUUAUGGGCAUGGCAGAGGGUGGUCCAGAGUGAGGAAGGGUUCUAACCUUCUGAUUCUUCUUAUCUGGUCUUGCUGUCUCAGCUUUUGACACUCCAGCACUCAACAAGCUCACUGACCUUUCUGUUGCAAGUGUGUGGUGCUAACCUUCUCCAACUCUUGCCCUGUCCUGUUUGGUUCAAGAUAGGUUUCUUGUGGUUUGAGGAAUUAAGAAACAAAAGCAUUCUAGAACAUGAUUACCUUUUUUCCAGGGCAAUUUUAUCCCUUUGGAUAUCCAGCUGUUAAAUUGUGAGAGAUGCUGUCCAUCAGUCUUAACACGAUGGCCUACAGACCUCAUUCUCACCUCCUCUUGCUGCUUCCUUAACUCCAAUUUGUUUCUUCCCUUUGGUUUUCUAUGGGCACGCAGUGGGUAUGGGAGAUGCACUGUCUCUUCCAAUUGUGUAUUUUAUACACUGACAUUUCUAUUUAAGGAGUUCAUUAAAGCACAGUAUUUAUACACAUUGCUGACAUUAUCUCUUGCGUCUGAAUAAAAGAUCCUA